GCCAGAAUCGUUCAAUCUUGAGAGCCAGAAUCGUCCAAUCUUGAGAGCCAGAAGCGGGAGGCGAUGGAAAGCUCAUCAAAUCCCCUGAUGGAACCAUUCCAGCUGGGUCCGUUCGCUCUGUCGCACAGAGUCGUCUUGGCGCCAGUCACUCGCUGCCGAGCAACGGACCACAUCCCUCAGCCUGCCAACGUCCUCUACUACUCCCAGAGAGCAUCGCCUGGGGGCCUCUUGAUCUCGGAGGCAGCAGCUGUAUCGCAGCAAGGAAUCGGGUGGCCACAUUCUCCAGGGAUCUGGUCGGACGAACAGGUUCAAGCCUGGAAGCCCGUCGUGAAAGCUGUGCAUGACAAAGGUGCCAUCUUCUUUUGCCAGCUCUGGCACGUUGGAAGAGCAUCACAUACUUGUUUCCAGCCCCGAGGCCAGUCCCCUGUCUCAUCUACAAACAAUCCACUUCCUCCCAGAUGGACAGUCCGGCUCCCAGAUGGAACACCGGUCCCAUGCUCGGCCCCCCGAGCUCUCCAAACGGACGAGAUACCGCAGCUCAUCACAGACUUCCAGCUCGCAGCACGAAACGCCCUCGCGGCCGGAUUCGAUGGCGUCGAGAUCCACGCCGCGCACGGCUACUUGCUCGACCAGUUCCUCAAAGACGGCAUCAACGACCGAGACGACUCCUACGGUGGCUCCAUCGCCAACAGAUCCAGGCUCGUCCUCGAAAUCCUGGAAGCCAUCUGCCGAGAAGCCGGUCCGCAGCGCACUGCCGUUCGAAUCUCCCCCAUCAUCGACCACCUCGGUGCCACGGACAGCGACCCGGUAGCGCUCGCCCACCACCUGGUAGCUGGUUUCGUCAAGCUCGGGGUGCUCUACCUCCACGCCACCGAGCCGGCCUUCUCGUCCUCCAAGAUGAUGACCGAGGGGAAGAGUAUCUUCGCCAGCUCCAGGGACUGGAACCGGAGCCUGGGCUUCCUGCGAGAGUCCACAUCCGGAUCGUCCAUAGCCUUCCUGUGCAGCGGAGGAUUCACGAAAGAGCUGGGCAACGCUGCCAUCCAGUCGGGGUACGCGGACUUGGUGGCUUACGGCCGCCUCUUCAUCUCCAACCCGGAUCUCCCAGCGCGAUUUGCGAGGCACGGGGACGUCCAACUCAAUCCUUACAACCGCGCCACCUUCUACACGCACCACCCUGUGCUCGGUUACAUCGAUUAUCCCUGCAUGGACUCCCGCGACGAAGAAGAAGAAGAAGAUCGAAAGAAACACCCCAGCAAACUUUAGCCAAGAGAGAUGAUCCAAAAGAGUGAACGUACACUCUGAAAGUUUCUGGAAGAAGGGUCGGAAUGUGUAUGUAUCUGGAUGUGAGCCUGUCAUGCUACGCCAACGAGCUCGCGCAUGCCGUGCUCGAGAAAGGUGGUCUUGGCCUAGCAUACAAGUCUCUCUGGAUCCAUCCUAACUACAAGUUUAUCACGCGGGA
Molecule: messenger RNA, 1459 nt
Organism: Selaginella moellendorffii
Lineage: Eukaryota; Viridiplantae; Streptophyta; Lycopodiopsida; Selaginellales; Selaginellaceae
Product: putative 12-oxophytodienoate reductase 11
Exons: 3
Coding region: 64-1263 (399 amino acids)
Molecular function (GO): oxidoreductase activity; FMN binding
Source: RefSeq, a predicted model, not a curated record